This is a messenger RNA of Spea bombifrons (plains spadefoot toad), 3011 nucleotides long. RefSeq names its product RNA polymerase III subunit E (gene POLR3E). Gene Ontology annotation, cellular component: RNA polymerase III complex; nucleus. NCBI's taxonomy places the organism in Eukaryota, Metazoa, Chordata, Amphibia, Anura, Pelobatidae. Gene Ontology annotation, biological process: DNA-templated transcription. The transcript is spliced from 21 exons. The record is from RefSeq and is a predicted model, not a curated record. Bases 180 to 2285 code for a protein of 701 amino acids.
AAGAGGAGCCGCUCCCCACGUGUCUGUGUUGCAUGCAGUAUGGCUGCUGCCUGAGAGCCGGAUUGUGAGACGUACGCACCGGGAGCAGUGACGGAGCAGCAGGGCCUGGCAGCUAGGAGCUGUUCUUUGUCCCAGAGUCGAGAGGAACUCGGGUUGCUGCUGCUGCGUUCCACAGUAGUAUGGAAAAUGAAGAUGACGACCCAAUUAUACAGGAGAUCGACGUCUUCCUGGCCAAAAGCCUGGCAGAGAAACUCUACUUGCUACAGUACCCCGUCCGCCCGUCGUUGAUGACCUAUGACAGCACCCCGCAUUUAUCAGCGAGGAUUAAACCGAAGCAGCAGAAGGUGGAAAUCGACAUGGCCAUUAACACCAUGAGUCCCAAUUACUGCCGCAGUAAGGGUGAGCAGAUCGCACUGAAUGUGGAUGGGACCUGCAUAGAUGAAACCAGCACCUACUCUACGAAACUUAUGGACAAACAGACGUUCUCCUCCAUACAAGCUGCAAGCAACACAAGUCGGUACGCAGCAGCAGUUUACCGUAAAGGAGAAAUUCAUGUGACGCCGCUUCAUGGAAUUCUGCAGAUGCGUCCAAGCUUCACGUACCUUGACAAGGCCGACUCCAAGUUUCGAGAGAGAGAAGCUGCUAAUGAAGCCGGCGACUCUUCUCAGGAUGAAGGUGAGGAAGACGUAAAGCAAGUGACUGUGCGUUUCUCACGGCCGGAGACUGAACAGGCGAAGCAGAGGAAAGCGCAGUCCUAUGAAUUCUUACAGAAGAAGCAGGCCGAGGAGUACUGGGUCCAUCUUCAUUAUUACAACAUCAAGGACAGUCGUACAGAACUUGAGAGGCAGUAUUUGCUGUGUCAGAAUACCAACACAGCAGACAACUUGGAACUGAUAAAAUCUCCCAGUGAGUAUCUGGAGAUGCUGAUGCCUCCGUGUGUUGAAGAAGAAGCCGAGAAGAUUGUGUCUCCGAGCAAUGUGCUGUCGAUGGCUCAGCUAAGAACCCUGCCGCUGGCAGACCAGAUAAAGAUUCUCAUGAAAAACGUUAAAGUUAUGCCAUUUGCAAACCUCAUGGGACUGAUGGCUGCUGGAACAGAAUCGAUUGCAGUUCUGCGAUGCAUACAGCAGGUGGCGAUGCUGGUCCAAGGAAACUGGGUGGUAAAAAGUGAUGUCGUUUACCCCAAGGAGUCAUCCAGUCCACACAGUGGAGUCUCAGCAGAAAUUCUGUGUCGGGGCAGGGACUUUGUUAUGUGGAAGUUCACUCUGGGCCGCUGGGUGGUGAGAAAGGAGAUUGCAACCGUGACAAAACUGUGCCAAGAAGAUGUAAAGGAAUUCUUGGAGCAUAUGGCCAUUCCAAGGAUUAACAAAGGCUGGGAAUUCAUUCUGCCUUAUGAUGGAGAGUUUGUGAAGAAGCACCCAGAUGUGGUCCAGAGACAGACCAUGCUAUGGAAGGGCAUUCAGUCCAAGUUGGAGAAAGUGUAUAGUUUAUCAAAAGAAGAUCUGCUGCCCAAAAAGUCAGAUCCAGCCUCCGCUCAAGCGGCGGUGAUCCCUGGAGACCAAGUGGUGAACAUUGCUAGAUCGAAAGCCAAGGAGAACCAAGCACAGUUGGAGAAGGACUUGAAAAGGAAGAAGGAACACAUGAAACAGGGCUCUUCCAGCCUCACCGUUGCAGCCGAUGUCCACAUUAAAGAGGAACCUAUGAGUGACGAGGAAGCUAUGGACACUUCUACGUGCGACGGGCUGAACAACGGGCUGGUCAACGGAAUUCACGCGGACGAAAACUCACGGGACUCCAUUAAUGGCCAUAUCGCCAAAGGAGACCGAGAAGUUGUUGCACAAGAACUCAGAGAGUUUGUGACCUCAACGUUUCGCAAACAAUAUGUUUUGACCAUGAACGAACUCAAACGUUUAUUUAAUCUCCAUUUAGCUGGGCUUCCCCCUGGACAUACUCUAUUUAGUGGUAUUUCAGACAAAAUGUUGCAGGAAACGGUUCUAAGUUCUGGCUGUAAGCAGAUUCAGGUGCCAUUCCCCCCACAGACGACUGCCACACCUGAGGAGCAGAAAGUGUUCGCACUUUGGACAAGUGGAGACGCUUCCGACAAACAACGGCAGACGCUGCUCGAGCUUUUCCUGAAGAGUUACCGCUUACGCAGGCAGCAGAUCCAGGCACAGCUGACCCAGGAAUUUGGAGACGGCCUUAGUAAGCAGCAGCUGGACAAGGUGUUGAAGGAUUGUUGUGUGUGUUACGGAGGAAUGUGGUAUCUUAAAGGCACCGUACAGUCCUGAUAACACUGGAGAACUGGCAGCAAACGAAGAGCACAGCGGACCCAGGGACUGAUGGGGCAGAUCCUCGCCCAAGAUUGUAAAGUGCCAGGAUAGUACACCCUCUCAUGACAAUGUUACCACGGGCGCUACAGAAGGCAGAAUGUUCCGAGUCAGCGGAGGCUACUUUCUGGGAUCUUUCAUGUAUUUUUUUUUUUAUUGUAAACCUCACUUUUGUGUUUAGCUCCCCAAUAAAAUAACAGAAGUGUGCACAUCCGAAAAAGAGAGAGAAUGGGUGAAAUUUAAGUUUACAAAUAGUGCCAUCGUAUUUAUUAAAAAGAAAACAAAAAAUUUGAUUUUUGUUGUAGUUAAGGGAAUAGAGAAUGUUGUGUUUCCACUAGAAACCUUUCAAGAUUUCUGUAAAAAUUCCCUGAAUCACAAUGGCCAGGACACAUCAUGUCUUCCAUAUCAUUAAUUAAUUUGUUUACCAAUGUGAGAUGUGGGCAGCGCCCGCCAUUCCUUACCAUGGAACCAAUCAAGGGCAUCAUAAAGAUUUCUAAGGGUUAACGCUUUAUGACCCAGAAGCAUGGAAUGUUGCGCUCGCCACCUCCUAUAAUGUCAAUUCCUUGUGUAAUCAACACUGCAAAAUAUUAUUUAUGCUGAUUAUUAAAUAUGCCCUCAGUUGUGAAUGGUCUCAUUUUGUGUGUACUUAACGGCAUCAUAAAACUAAAAUAAAAAUGAAUUUCUGUA